AUGAUGAAGACUGCCCUUGCCAGACUAACCGCUCUAUUCUCGAUUGCCUGCUGGCUAAUAGUCAUCCCAGGAGCGCUGGCGCAGAACGAUGCGGAUGAAAGUGACAACGCCUCCCCGUCUCUAGAAGCCGAAGGAUCACCAGUAACGCUCUACGCAUUUGGUUUCCCAGCGCCUUCCGUUCCUGGGGACACCCUUCCCGACCCCACCCGUCCUCCUCUCGUCGUCCCCUAUAUCCGGAUCCCGAUGGCUGAAGAGGCUUACAGCCCGAUCGCUGUAGACGCGGAGGGUGCGACGUACUAUCGCGGCAUCGAAGGUCGUGCUGCGGCGAAUAUUGAAACUUAUUCUGGGAAGAGUAUGGGGUGGCAUACUGGCAACCAAGCAACCACGUAUACAUAUACGUUCCGUGCCCAUGCAUCCAGAAUCUACAGGGAAUAUAAAACCGAUGGCACAGGUCCUCUGGGAGGCAAAGCCGACGUACAGAUCGUCGAUGAUUGCGUGCACAAUGCUGGUGGUAGCAGUGUAUCGGAGGAGGAGAGGGAGAUUGUGUGCAGUGCGCAGGUGGUCAUUGCUGAGAAGGUGAAGGGUGGGACGACCUUGGUCACGUUGGCGCAUACGGUUACGGGGACGCCCAGUCCUUUGGCGACUUUGACGAAUGCGCAGAAUUUAGCGUUGCCUACGGAGACUGGGUGGGAGUUUGGGACUGCGAGAGGGAGGGGUGUGGGGGUGGGAUCGUUUGUGGCUGUUGGACUUGCUGCUAUGGUACUUGGGCUUUUGUAA
Molecule: messenger RNA, 777 nt
Organism: Coprinopsis cinerea okayama7#130
Lineage: Eukaryota; Fungi; Basidiomycota; Agaricomycetes; Agaricales; Psathyrellaceae
Exons: 2
Coding region: 1-777 (258 amino acids)
Source: RefSeq, a predicted model, not a curated record